CGGCGGGUGACGUCAGCCGGGAUUCGGGGCCCCGUCGUCGCCGUGGCAGCGGUCGCCGGAGGCUGGUGGCAGAGUUUCACCGGGGGCGAUGGAAGCGCUGGGGGAGGCCGGGCUUCACUUUGACGAACUGAACAAACUGAGGGUCCUGGACCCGGAGGUAGCCCAAAGCACGAUAGAGCUGAAAGAAGAGUGCCGGGACUUUGUGGAAAAAAUAGCCCAGUUCCAGAAGAUUGUUGGUGGGUUAAUUGAGAUCGUUGAUCAACUUGCAAAGGAAGCUGAGAACGAAAAGAUGAAGGCCAUAGGGGCCAGAAACCUUCUGAAAUCAGUUGCUAAGCAAAGGGAAGCACAACAGCAGCAGCUCCAAGCUCUAAUAGCUGAAAAGAAAAUGCAACUUGAAAGAUAUCGGAUUGAAUAUGAUGCCCUGUCAAAGGUAGAAGCUGAACAGAAUGAGUUCAUUGACCAAUUUAUUCUUCAGAAAUGACAUGAGGAGAGACACUAAAGUGAGAAGUAUAUGUCACAACAAUGCAGAGAUUUCAGUGAUUAUUCCAUUAUGCCAUUCCAUCAACACAGUGACUUUACACACACACACUGCAUUUUUGAAUUGCUAUUUCAGUGGAUAUAAAGCAUAUAUUUCUAUAAUGCAGAUUUAUAUGUAGUCAUUUGGACUGUAUCAGCAAUUUUUACUGCACAAUGUUGAAAUACACUUUAUCAGAUACAAUUUCUGCAAGCUAAUUAUGUAAAUACUUUGUAUAUUUUAUGUUAUAGCUAAUAAAUCAAUCUUGCAAUGUAUAUGAUCUUGUUUAUUAGCUGUCCUUUAUGACUAUUAAUAAAUAAUGUAUAAUGUUUCA
Molecule: messenger RNA, 848 nt
Organism: Mobula hypostoma (lesser devil ray)
Lineage: Eukaryota; Metazoa; Chordata; Chondrichthyes; Myliobatiformes; Myliobatidae
Gene: ift20
Product: intraflagellar transport 20 homolog (Chlamydomonas)
Exons: 4
Coding region: 89-481 (130 amino acids)
Biological process (GO): protein localization to cilium; centrosome localization; intraciliary transport
Cellular component (GO): intraciliary transport particle B; Golgi apparatus; centrosome
Source: RefSeq, a predicted model, not a curated record